Messenger RNA from Thermothielavioides terrestris NRRL 8126, 483 nucleotides. RefSeq lists its product as uncharacterized. Gene Ontology annotation, molecular function: zinc ion binding; oxidoreductase activity. The record is from RefSeq and is a predicted model, not a curated record. The transcript is spliced from 3 exons. Lineage: Eukaryota; Fungi; Ascomycota; Sordariomycetes; Sordariales; Chaetomiaceae. The coding region runs from base 164 to 454 and encodes 96 amino acids.
UGCUUUCUAAUUGCAGACUCCGAUGACCGUCCCGGGGUUGUUUUACACAUAACAGGCACAAACAAUCCAGCUGAGAGCACUGGGUCUUGCUCGGCCCGGGAGAGUUUGAGCUCGUGAAGCAAGACCUAAGCACGUCCAGUAUUGCCCAGAGUCGAACGCCAGCAUGUCCAACCUUCCGGCAACCAUGAAGGCUGUGGUCUUCCACGGACCCAAACAUGUCGCUGUGGAAGACAGGCCCGUUCCCAAGUUGCAACAACCCACCGACAUCAUCGUCAAGGUCCAGGCCACGGCACUCUGCGGCUCAGAGCUGCACGUCUUCCGCGGCCACCAGCCCUCACCCACCGGCUUCAUCAUGGGCCACGAGUUCGUAGGCACCGUCGUCGAAGCAGGCAGCGCGGUCACGACCGUCGCGGUGGGCGACAAGGUCGUCGCGCCCUUCACCGUCUCCUGGUAAGAAAAAAGCCCUCGCCUUCCCUUUUGUUC